GGGAGGGCUGGAGAGGGUUGGCUGAGUGCCAGUGGGCGUGAAGAUGCUAAUUACUGAACCUGCUCUCUCCUCCCCUUCAGGGUCACUGCUACUACCACGGCCAUGUGCAGGGAUACGCCGGCUCACUGGUCAGUCUCAGCACUUGCUCUGGUCUCAGGGGACUUAUCAUGUUUGACAAUAAAACCUACAUCCUGGAACCGGUGACGAAUUCCACGCGUGGCUACAAGCUAACCCCAGCUCAGAGCCUGCAGAGCGUGGGAGGAACCUGUGGGUCGCAUCAGAACUCGUCACACCUCGCUGCCCAGGGCUUGUUCCAGACGCCAGCAAGAAGGCAUAAAAGAGAGACGCUCCGGACGACCAAGUACGUGGAGCUGGUCAUCGUGGCAGACAACCGAGAGUUUCAGAGACAAGGAAAAGAUCUGGAGAAAGUUAAGCAGCGAUUAAUAGAGAUCGCUAACCACGUUGACAAGUUUUACAGGCCGCUGAACAUCCGAGUCGUGCUGGUGGGCGUGGAGGUGUGGAAUGACAUUGACAAAUGCUCCAUAAGCCAGGACCCGUUCACCAGCCUGCACGAGUUCCUGGACUGGAGGAAGAUGAAGCUUUUGCCUCGCAAAUCCCACGACAACGCGCAGCUCAUCAGUGGGGUUUAUUUCCAAGGGACCACCAUCGGCAUGGCACCCAUCAUGAGCAUGUGCACCGCGGAGCAGUCUGGAGGAGUGGUCAUGGACCAUUCAGACAGCCCGGUUGGUGCGGCCGUGACCCUGGCACACGAGCUGGGCCACAACUUCGGGAUGAACCACGACACGCUGGAGCGGGGCUGCAGCUGCAGGACGGCAGCUGACAAAGGCGGCUGCAUCAUGAACCCGUCAACCGGGCAAGUACCACCGCUCCCAGCCACCGCAGGGCUGCGGGCAGCCGCGCCACGCCCUGGGAAACAGCCGCACAAUGCGUCCCCCUGGCUCUCCGGCCAGAGCAUACACGGGACGCUUCCAGAAAGAGAGUGUUCCUCACGCAGCACACGUGGACCGUGCCACUCCAGGAGUCACGGGCAGCUGGGGCGUAAAGCCACACAGGCAGCGUGAGGACUGACCUCUUCCUGGAGCGGAGGUGGGGGAGAGGGGAUGGGUGCUGUUUUGGUUCAGGACUGGCAAAUCCCCCCACCGUCCCGGCACUUGCUGAUUUGUGCCUGCAGCUCUGGUUCUCCAGGCGCUGCCAGCUAAGGGCCUGGCAACCCCUCUGGGCAGGGGUCCUGUGUGCACAGAGGGCGCGGGGUUGGAGGGGCUUCUCCCCUCAGGUGGGCCCGGGGGCGUGGCUGAGGUGUUCUGUGGCUCAGGGUCGGUCCUGUCCCUGUGUCUAACACCAUGUCACCUCAUCAGCUCGGAGAGGUUUCCUGAACUGAUUUUGCAGUAGGUGGGUAUUGAGCCACCUUGCUUGAUGCCUAUUGGAGCCCUAGACUGGGUUCAGCCAGGAAAGAGGACAGCUCCAUCGCUGGAGCGCUCAGAUGAGAUGGGAACAGACGCACCUUGAGCUGGGCAGGUUCGCAUGUGAGCUUGUGCCCCGAACGACCUAUCCCAAGCUGGAAUUUGGUGCCAAUUUCAGAAGAUUCGCGUUAGUAAGGAGAGGUGUGUACUGCGUACUGUGCCAGCUUCGAGUGCACCUCGAGACCUUGCAGACCCUUUGCCUGCCUGGGACUUUCCAGGCCAAGCCUGCUCUCCAGGUCGGCCGCAAGGACACAUCAGGAGUGAGAAGCAUGUGCUGACCACACAGCCCAGAGACCCGGCUCUGUGGGGGCUCGCUGGCAGGGGACAGCGUGGCAGGAGGGGGCCACCUGCUAAAGAGAUUUCGGGGCCCCAGAGGAGAGAAAUUGUGAAAAAAUGUGGCUAUAGCUUUGCAGGCAACAGCCUGGGGGCCUCCUGCCAAGUGGUUUGUAGGGCUUGAGUGGCUCCUAACACAAGGACUGAGCAGAGCCGCUCGUCAGGGCAUGGCCACUUCCCAAGGACUGCUGGGAAAGCAGCGUUCUUGCCCGUUUGCUGCUGCUAUAACCCGAUGCCUGAGCCGGCUAAUCUACAAAGGACAGAGGUUUGCUUAGCUCCUGGUUCUGUGGCGGCUGGGGGUAUAAGAGCCUGUCAUCUUAAGUGAGGCAGCCGCGGGGAGACCGAGCGAGCCGCGAGGGGACAGAGCGAGCCGCGGGGAGACAGAGCGAGCCGCGGGGGGACAGAGCGAGCCGCGGGGGG
Molecule: messenger RNA, 2234 nt
Organism: Oryctolagus cuniculus (rabbit)
Lineage: Eukaryota; Metazoa; Chordata; Mammalia; Lagomorpha; Leporidae
Source: RefSeq, a predicted model, not a curated record